Caretta caretta (loggerhead turtle) is the source of this 6796-nucleotide messenger RNA. The record is from RefSeq and is a predicted model, not a curated record. NCBI's taxonomy places the organism in Eukaryota, Metazoa, Chordata, Testudines, Cheloniidae.
GCGUUGCAUGCUGGGAGGAAUGGACUAAGUGGGCGGUGGGGGCUGGGUCGGACCGAGGCGGGUUCUGUUGCUGCGGGCUUUGACAUGGAGUCCCCCUGAGGGCGGCCGCCCCGGGAGGCCCCAGAUAACACCCGCCUGGUCCCUGUGCGGAGCUACUCUGCGCCCGGCCAUGCCAGGCCCAGCCGCCCCUGCCGGAGGCCGGAGAUGGAACCCACUUCUCAGCCCUUUGCUGCUUCUCUGCCAAUCAGAUGGACCACUGAAUUGUAUAAGAUAUAAAUUAACCUUCUUCUAAAAGGAAUUAAACAAUGGAACCAGACAUAAUUCGGAUGUACUCUUCUUCCCCUCCGCCACUUGACAAUGGCGCUGAUGAUGAUGAUGAUGAAUUUGGGGAAUUUGGUGGAUUCUCUGGUGUUGGCACUUCUGGCGUAGGUUUUGCUGAUUUUGAUGCACCAGACUACAGUAAUUCAAAGGAGGAAUUUAUACCUACAAACCAUUUUAUGCCAAUUCAUGAUUACUCUGACAAUGGAGAUAGCCGUGCAACUUUUAACUCUGUUAAAAAUGGUAAAGUUAAAGACUGCACUGCAGAACUUCCUAAACCCGCUAAAGAACUCUCUGAUAUAUCAACUAAUACCAGCAAAGAAAAAUGUAAAUCUAGAACUUCAGGUACUUCCUUUGAUGUAAAUCUGGCAGAUGUAAAGAGAAUAGGGGAACAAAAAGAGAACAUUGGGAAAGCAGAGGGCUUCUCCUCUGAAAGCAUUAGAACUGAUAUGAAAGUUACAGGCCAGGACCAGCAAAUAGACACUUGUAAUGGUGAGAAACUCCCAUGUCUAGAGAUUCUAACAAAUGGUUUUGCAGCACUGGAUUCUGUAAAUCCUCAGGGAAUAGAAGAUCUGGACAGCGUCAGUGACUCAAAGGGACUAAAAACUACUAGCACUCAUAGCACUGAGUUAAGUUUAGACUCUUUGCCUAGCCCAGCUGAGGAUUUUGCAGAUUUUGCUGCAUUCUCAAACAAUGAAACAAUCCAUUUAGAAGAACCAGGACAUAAAAUAUGCAAAGUUUUUAAUGAAAGAGAAGCACUGAAUGUACAGGAAAACCAUAUAAUAAAUAGAGUGGCUCAACAAAGUAUUACAAAGGAAGUGUCUUCAGAUAGAAACUAUGAAUAUGAAGGAGAGACUUACACUGAAGAUGAGCAGGCUUGCAUUUCAGAAACCAGUUUAGUAGAUGAUGAAGUCGGUAGUAAUUGUGAGCAAGACCCUACAGCACUGGAACGUAAUGACUUCAUCAUUUGUAGCACACCUCAAACAACGGAAAUUUCAAUAGGCACUACUGAAAAUGCAGAAAACACUGGAAGGCGAAAAUAUUGUGACAUUGGGAACAGCAAAGAACUUGAUUUUUCUAGGGCUAAUGAUUCUUCAGAAACAGAAAGUAUCAACUUCACUAAAAUUCAAAACCCCACCACUGAUCCUGCAGAAGAAACUGAUUUGGGUGAUUCUGAAGAUGUAAAGAAUGGUGAAAGUAGCAUUGAAUUUCUGUCUUGUAGUGAUACAAAUGAAAAUGAUUUUUGCACAGUCAGUGGUGCAUCUCCUGCUUUUAUUAGCGAUACUCAAGAGUCAGUGAAUGAUUUAAGUUUAGAAGAAUCUUCUGAACAAUCUGCACACUUCAGUGAGCCAAGUGCUGAAUUUGGUGAUUUUAGGGAUAUAAGUAUUGUGUUAACUGUUGACAAACAAAGGUUAGGUCACUCUGAACUAAAUCAGACAUUAGAAUAUAGAGCUACCAAUAUGCUUUCUGACUUGGAAGUCCCACCUCUUGCUGAGUUGGAAAAUGGAGAGAAUAGUGAAUUUGGAGAGUUUGAUUCAGUGCCAAAACCUCAAGAUGAGUGCAGUGCUAUUCAGGACUCUGACGACUUUGCAGACUUUAGUUCAGCUGGUUGUAACGAAGCUGCAGAAUGGAAUGCUUUUGAAGAUGAACAGAAAGAAAGCUGUUGUUGGGCUGCUUUUGGAGAUGAACAAGCUGCUGAAUCUCAUUAUAGAAAAGAGACAUGGCAGUCACAUAGGACAGAUCCAUCUCUUAGUAUUGGCAGCCCAGUGACCCAUCAGACUGACGGUGUUGCGUUGGCAUCUUUAGAGGGAGCUGUCAGUCGGCAAGAAUCAGCACCUUCAAUUCAGACAACGUUGCUAAGCCGUUUGGAGCGAAUGUUUGAAGUUUGCUUUCCUUCCAUACCUGUUCUUGAAACAGAAGAAGAGAUAAUUUCCUUGAGCCUUUUUCUGGAAGCAAGCAACAAACAGAUGAGAACAGGGGAGACUUCCGCAAACAGUGGGGAACUUAUGGAAGUGUGGACAGAGCUGCAGGAUAUCCAUGAUUCGUAUGGAUUGAGAUAUCAGUGGGGUGGCUCCCACAGCAACAAAAAGCUUUUAUGCUCCUUGGGAAUCGACACAAGAAAUAUUCUCUUUACAGGCAACAAGAAGCAGCCUGUUAUUGUACCCAUGUAUGCAGCAGGACUGGGUAUGUUAGAGCCUACCAAGGAACCUCUGAAACCAAUAUCUGCUGCAGAAAAAAUAGCUUCCAUAGGACAGACUACCCCUGUAUCACCAGAGAUGAGCACAUGUACAUCUGAUCAGUUCCAGAAUACAUAGGAAGCAGAUUGGCCAGUAAAAGAAAUACCCUGAGUGUAGUCAUAAAAUGUCCAUUACUGGCAUGUGUGACUGUCUCCAACAUCUGUCAGUGGAACAUUCUGGAGCAUCUGAGUCAGUGGGACAUACUGAGGCAUCUAAAUCAUGAACAUGUCACCUCAGUUUUGCUCAGCACAGAUUCAGAGAAUGAGGUUCAAUCCAAACAUCCCUCAGAGUUCAGAUCAAGUAAAUUAAACCCCUCAGCUCCUUUGAUCAUGCAUCAGGCCCGUGACUUCUGAUUGAAAAAACAUCUGUAAUUCUAGUUCCAGUUGUUCUGGUGCUUAGUCAAGCCACUGGAUCGAGCACUUCACGUCUUAUUGAUCUCCAUUAGCUGCUUGUUCUACCUUGUUGACUUAGGAAUAACACAGAACUAUCAUGUCCUGCUGGUGGUGAACGUAUUUUUCGCUGUUGACUCCAUUCAGAACAGUCAGUACCGUGGGUGCUCCAAGUGCAUCUGUGUUUAUGCUUCUAUCUAGUUAUCUCUGUCUUUCUAUUCAGCACCAUCAGUAUCGAUACUGGCCAGAUUUGACUCUUGUUUCAGCAAUCAGUUCAUCCCCCAUCUAGGUUUGUUUGCAAGUCCUAUGGCAAGACUCAGCACCUCCGUUCCCCACUCUCUUCUCCUUCCCUUGACUCCCCUCUUUAAAAAAAAAAGUUGUCGUCUAGGGAUCUAUCUACAUUCCUCCCCAGUUUGAUCGAGUAUCUUCUACUUUGUAUUAUGGACAUCUGUUGACUACUUUGGUGGAGUCUGAAGUUGUUAUCCUCAUCUCAGCAUUCAGGAUAACUUUGUGCUUUCUUAGUUGCUUAAAGAAAUACCUGGUGAAGUUUGAUCUUCAAGAAUAGAGACCUGCUGUGAACUAGAUCUUUAGAGAGAAAAUUACCAGGUAUUCUUUUUUGAAGGUAUUUAUCACAGCAGAUCCACACAUACACCUCUUCCCCAUUGUGUUGGAGGUAAAAUGUAAUGACAGAAUAUAUUUUAUGCCUUUAGCUAUUAGCUGGCAUUCUGCUUUGAUUAAACUCAAUGAGAUGAGCUCUUAAAAGGUCCUGUUAAUUGCAUGAAGGGCCACUAGAACUGCUAGUGAUGACAGAUGCACGCUGCCCUGCUAUUGGCCACUGGCCAAAGACAGCUAUGGAACCCCCUUCAGUACAUGUGAAUGAUCCAAGAAUGAGAUCUAAGAACAAGAAUUACAGGUAAGAAAUUUCUUUGAGUAAGCGAUGGUAGGGCACUGGAUAAUUAAAUUCCAUAAAGUGUAAUAAAGUAGCUCUGAAGUACUGUUCUAGAAAGGAAGGCAGUAUUUGAAAAAACAAAGCAAGAACUCUUAUAUAGUAAAUUUUUUCCAGUGAAUACUUUUGUUUAUGAUCUGAUGUAUGAAUUGUACACAGUUGUAUAGUAAGUCUUUUCUUCCAGUUUUCCAAAAGUCUUGUUUACAGUGCUGUUUGUGGCAACAUUUAAAAGUUGCCAUUAUAUUUGUAUUGCCAGCUUGUUUUGCAACUUUAAGACAGCAAGAAUUCUUUCUGUUCAGACUUAAUCUCUUAAGUGGGUUAUUUGUAUGGGGACAAAUGUUUAAAUCUUAAACAGUAUCUUUUGAAUUAAAAAUGCUCCCACACAGUGAAACAGCAAUAAACUAUAUUUAUAGUGCUCUAGAAUGUAAUUGAAAAACUGUUCAUUUGUUAAACCAGAAAGCUAAAUAUUGCACAAUAAAACUAGGUUUUUCAAUUUCCUCUUCCUCACUUCCUUAGCAAACCUAAGGAUAAUUCUCUGACAAUUGCACCUACUCAGUUGUAUCUUUAAACCCCAACCUACAGUCCUAAUCUAAGGCUGAAAAAAGCCUACCCCUAUAAUCAGAUUUCUCAUACUUUUUGUUGGCACUUCUCAUUAGAGUAAAAACAUACUGUUGGGGAAAAUGGGGCCCCAGCACAGACCUGUCAGGGCUAUGGGAGAGGCGCCUAUCCCAUGGCCCGAGCCCUGGAGCUGCCGCAGCAGGGAGAGGUGUCCCUCCCCCGCAGCCCAGGUGCUGCUGCAGGGGGAGAGAGCUGGGGGGAGUCCUCUCUCACCGCCGUAGCGCCAGGGCAGCCUGCACCCCAAAGCCCACCCCCCGCCCCAGCCGGAGCUCUCAUCUCCUCUCCCCCCGCACCCUAACUCUCUGCCCCAGCCCAGAACCCCCUCCCACACUCUGAACCCCUUGGCCCCACCCUCACCACAUGAAUUUUGACUCAUCACCUCCAUAUGGGUGCAAAUAACAAAAUUCAUGUGGUGAGGGUGGGAAAAAUUAGAGGGAACACUGGUCCUGAAUCUAAAUACUUUAACAGAGACUUCCAAACUGUUUCCAGGGUGAUUGUGUGACUAAAUGGGGUCUGGUAGGAAACCAUUAAUCCAUGUUUUCACUUGUGAUUAAAGCCUGGAUUUGAGCUCAUUUCUCUCAAUGGAAGAAUGAGUUUCAGUCAUGAGUAUUUUUAGUGAAAGUCGUGGACAGGUCAUGGGGCCGUGAUUUUUUUUGUUUUUUGCCUGUUACCUAUCCAUGACUUUUACUAAAAAUACUCAUGAUUAAAUCAUAGCCUUACUCAUAAUAUACUGGGCAUGACUGUCAUAACUGUACCAGCUGCAGGUUCUGCAUCGGCACCAUUAUUUUUCUUUGCCACUAAUAGGAGUAUUUUCAAAUGCUAGUAUUUUCACUGAGAGUGAAUAAAAAUGAGAUGUGAUUAAAUCCUUAGACAUCAGGUUGUGAGGGACUGCUUAAAGCAUACUUAUCAGUACUGUAAACAUUGCAAAGGCAUUAGGAAGAAAAGAUUUCUCCAGGUAAAGCUUUUAUGAUAAGUAAAUACAGAACUUCCAUUCACUUCCUAUUUUUUGGUUUCCAGUAAUAUUUUUCAAGAAGCUAGAGGCUUCUUAAAAUUUACCUUUAUUGUAUGGAGCUGGUACUGACCCUCUACUUUGUGAAAUUGCACAACCUUUCAACAUUAAUUUGUUCCAACUUUAGAGAGCCCCCUUCUUACUGAAAUAGUCAGAAUGUGUCGUAAACUUUACUUGCAGGUUCUUAUAGGUUAACUCCAGUAAGACAUUCCAUAUUGAUUACCAAAAGUUACAGCUGUUCCUCCUAACUCAAGUAUAAUGAAACAAACAAAAUACAACGUACCAAACUUACAUAGUUCAGGCAGAUCCUUCCCAUUGUUUCUAAAAGCUAAUUUCACUGGGGAGCAGAAAUGUAACAAGCAAGGGCUACCUAUACCAAGUAUUUGUAAUGCUGCUCCUGUGGAUGUCCUCAGAAUACAAACCAUUUACAAGUUACACUACAAGUUGCCACUAGUUACCAGGAAGCUGACUAUAUCCUUCCUUUCCCCCCCUUACUUGUUCAUACUAUGUGAUCUCUGCAUCUUGCUUAACUUACUUAGGUGUGCAGAAGGAUUGAACAAAAGGAAAUGGAAAGCUAAGGAUACUCUCCCAGGAGGAGACACAUUUUCUAUUUUGAGUCUUGCUCCUGGAUUUUGUGCGUGUGUGUAAGUUCUGGCACCCCGUCUCUUUGUCGUCAGACAGAAAGUUUGGGACUUAGCUUCGCCUUUAUUGGUCAGGAUAAUAUAUCACAGGGUCGUUGUAGGCAGUCUUUCCUUUUCAGGGUGUAGUAUACUCCCCGGGUGUGCUGGGGGGAACCUCUGUCUAGAAAGGAAACAUGGGUUCCUUCACGGUGAGUAACUUUCGUUUUUGGAUAUAAUCAUGCCAAAGCAUACAGAAGUGCAGAACAUUCUCUUCAUAUUUAAAAUAAAGAGCCACCUAAGCUAAACUGUGUGUUCACAACCUUUCAUGCACAAAGACUGCACUGUGUCCAGUUGGAGUAGCAAUUUCUUAAAUUUUAACGCUGUAUUAAUGUUUUUGUUUUUGUCGCCAGAAUUUAGUUAAUUUAAGAAAAACCUGUUGGGGCUAGGGAGAGUAUCUGAUCUGUUUGAUUCAUAAUUGAACCAGACUUUGAGGUAGACUUCAGAUUUUUUUAUAAGUGUAUUUAGAAAAUUUGCAGCUCACAACAUCUGAAGGUAAAAAUAUUUGUCUUAUGUUCAAUUGUCCCCUUAAUAUUUAGGUGCAAAAAAAUAUUUGUGUGAAACAUUUUACAUUGUUAUAACCUGAACUGACUAUAAAAUCU